UCCAGCUCCUCCAGGGGCUGCUCUCCAUGGCCACGAGUUGCUCCAGGCUCCUUGGUGCUGCUGCCUUUGCCCCUGGAGUGUCCUGGGAACCUUGCACGGCUUUUGACCAACCUCAGAACAGUUUUCUCCUUUGUGAAUGAAUCAGGAGAACUUUAUGGGAGAAUAAACAUCCCUCUGGCUUGGAACUUGCAUUCUUCCCAGAAUGAAGGAGGGCAUACAGCUCCUGCUCCUGGCCAGCUUUAUCCUCUGCCUCCCAAAAGAGAGCAUCUGUGCUACCCGGAGAUACUACAUUGGGGCUGUUGAGCUGGACUGGGACUAUAGGAGAAGUGAGCUGCUCAACGCUCUCAGCUUGGAUCAAGGAUUUCCUCCAAGAGUCCCAAAGUCAUUUGCAUCUGAUGGCUCCACUCUGUAUAAAAAGGCCGUGUUUGCAGAAUACACAGAUAGCCGCUUUCUCCAAGCCAAGCCCAGAGCACCGUGGAUGGGUCUCCUGGGUCCCACCAUUCGGGCAGAAGUCUAUGACACUGUGGUUAUUACACUGAAGAACAUGGCUUCCCAUCCAGUCAGCCUUCAUGCUAUUGGUAUAUCCUACUGGAAGGCCUCAGAGGGGGCCAGGUACAAUGACCAGACCAAUUACAUGGAGAAGCGAGAUGAUAAAGUAGCCCCAGGUGCCAGCUACACGUAUGUCUGGCAUGUCCUAAAAGAGAACAGUCCUAUGGACCAUGACCCACCAUGUCUUACCUACUCCUAUCUCUCCCACGUUGAUACUGUAAAGGACCUGAACACAGGCUUGAUUGGGGCUCUGCUGGUCUGUAAAGAAGGAAGUCUGAAAAGAGAUGGGACACAGCACUUGCAAGACUUUGUGCUGCUCUUUGCUGUUUUUGAUGAAGGGAAAAGUUGGCAUUCAGAACCAGAUGGGCCCAAGACACAGGCUCAGGCGUACCAGUCCAAAAAAUUGUACUCUAAAUUUCACACCAUCAAUGGCUAUGUGAAUGGGUCUUUGCCAGAUCUGCUAGUGUGUCACAGGAAGUUGGUCCAUUGGCAUGUGAUUGGGAUGGGCACUGCUCCCGAAGUCCACUCAAUUUUUCUGGAAAACCAUACAUUCCUUGUGAGAAAUCACCGCCUUACCUCUCUGGAAAUCUCUCCAGCCACCUUUCUCACUGCUCAGACACUGCCUAUGGACACUGGUCAGUUCCUGAUGUUUUGCCAGAUCUCAUCUCACCAACAUGAUGGCAUGGAAGCCUAUGUCCAUGUGGAAGCCUGUCCUGCGGAGCCCCAGGUCCAGAGGGAGAGCCCUUCAGAGGCCUACUAUGAUGAUUAUGAGCAGGACACUGAGGUGUUCCUGUUGGCUGAUGCCAGUGAUUCUCCCUUCCUCCAAGCACGCUCAGUGGCCAAGAAGCACCCCAAAGCAUGGCUCCAUUACAUUGCAGUACAAGAGGCAGACUGGGACUAUGCACCUGCAGCCCUUGUUGACCCUUCAGUCAGAGGUUCCAAAAGUCACCAUCUGAACAGUUAUCCUCAGUGGCUUGGCAGGAAGUAUAAGAAAGCCCGAUACAUGGCCUACACAGAUGAAACUUUCAAGACUCCUCAGUCUAGUCAACACGAAUCAGGCAUAUUGGGACCUUUGCUUUAUGGAGAAGUUGGGGACACACUGUUGAUCAUAUUCAAAAACUUAGCAAGCAGGCCAUACAACAUAUACCCUCACGGCCUCACCGGUGUCAGUCCUUUGCACUCAGGGAGACUGCCUAAAGGUGUGAAAGAUGUCAAGGAUGUGCCGAUCAUGCCAGGCCAGACAUUCAAAUAUAAAUGGGAAGUAACUUUGGAGGAUGGGCCAACUCAAGCAGAUCCCAGAUGCCUGACUAGGUACUACUCCAGCUCUAUCAAUGCAGAACGAGACCUGGCUUCGGGCCUCAUUGGGCCCCUCCUCAUAUGCCAUAAAGAAACUGUGGAUCAAAGAGGGAAUCAGAUGAUGUCAGACAAGAGGAAUGUACUUCUCUUCUCCAUCUUUGAUGAGAACCGCAGCUGGUACUUGCCAGAAAACAUGCAGCGGCUCAGCCUGGAUGCAGCUGAAGUGCACCCCCAGGAUCCUGAGUUCUAUGCCUCCAAUGUCAUGCACAGUAUCAAUGGCUACGUGUUCAACAGCUUACACCUUGCUGCCUGUUUACACGAGGUGGCCUACUGGCACAUACUCAGCGUUGGAGCCCAGACCGAUUUCCUGUCUGUCUUCUUUUCUGGCUACACCUUUAAGCACAAGAUGGUCUUUGAAGACACGCUCACCCUCUUCCCAUUUUCUGGGGAUACUGUCUACAUGGCCAUGGAUAAUCCAGGUACAUGGAUGCUAGGCUGCCACAACCCUGAAUUUAGGAACAGAGGCAUGACAGCCUUGCUGAAGGUCACAACUUGCACCAGGGAUCCUGAGGAUUCUCAGGAGUACUAUGAUGAGCUACCAGCUGACUUGAGGAAAGACAGCUUCCUGGAGCCCAGAAGCUUAAGGAACAUUCAGCCUCGGCACCCAUGCCCCAACAAGCUGCCCUCCCCAAGCACCACAGCAUCCAAAUCUGACCCUGUGGAAGUCUACUCCCACCACCAGGAGGAGAGCCAGGUGCCCAAGUCACAAAAACUGAUGCCUGGUGAUACACCAGUGCCUUCCAAGCACUGCCUGGCUGAUCCAGGUAAUCUAUUCCAACCAGGUCUGGAAGAUACAACCUAUGAGCCUCUUCCUGUGGACCAUCUCCCUGGGUCAAGAGAGCAAAGUAGCCAGGAGCCAGGCAGGGUACAAAAGCUCAGGAAGCCAACUGAAUCCCUUCGUUUAAAUCAAACAUUUCAGCACCAUGGGAUUGGGUCAUCGAUUCCACUUACACUGCCUGGCCUCCAACCCAAAAGCAGUAAGCCCACAUGGGGGCGUUUGCAGGUACCCAUCAGAGUAGCCAUGAGGAAGAAGGAUUCUGAGCUUCCCAGGUCCUCAGAGAACAUAACUCUUUCUCCAGCUCUUUUACCUUCUAACCUGAUGGCAGCAGCCCUAAGAGUGACUACUACACAGAUCCCUUUUGUUCAAUGGAAAGAGGCAGGGCCCAUUUCAAGACGUCCAGGCCCAAAGGGCCCUCCCCUAGCUGACAAAGCUAUACCCAUACAACUGAGGGACCCUAACCCCACUGACUCCAAGGCUUUAGAAGUGGCUUCAAAGGAUGAAAAAAUAGUUUUCCUAGAAAGCAAAGUGUCUUCCCUGCUGAAGGAUGGAGGACUACAAGAAACAAAUGCUCAAGAAGCCAGAGCAGCUCCUGAAGGAAAGGCCUUCAAACGGAACAUGUCCUUGGUCAGAUCAAAUAUGGCAGCUAGUGGCUCUAUAAGCCCUCCCAGGCUCCCUAUGGAUAGGCCAGUGGUACUGUAUGAAAACAGGCUGUCGAUCAGGAAAGAUAUUAUGUCAGUAAGAGAUACAGAGUCUCAUGAAAUGCCUUCUCAGGGUAACAGCAGCACUCUUCUAGAUGGGAAUGUAGCAGCUCCCAUGCCCCAUAAUCUGCCAACUGAUGUGAUGGUUCUGAGAAAAGAGCUCAUGGACCCCCCAAGAAAAAUACGCUCAGCCCCACUGGCUAUAGACAGUAUGAAGACUGCAUCACCUCACCAGGAAGACUUGUCUUUCUUUAGGAAAGUGUCACCACCAGAUUUGGAGAACAGUAAAAGUGCAAAUGAGAGAAAGGACUCCCAGACCCCUGAGACAAUGGUCUCAGCACUUGAGCUUUGGGACAAGAAGAAUCCCUUCACAGAAAAGAGCACAGUAGCAUCUGCAGAGAAGACAUUUACAAAUGAUCGUGACCUCAGAGGAGUGAGACUGAAGGACAACAGCAAGAAUGUGUGGCCUACUCAGUUAGACACUGUACAGGGGACUUAUACCCCAAGACAAAGACCACAGUUUCAAGAAGUAAUGGAAAGGAAGGAAACACCUGACUCAAGCAUCAAGGAGAACAGUACAUUAGAAGGAGGAAAUGAGAAUACACUUGAGCUAGUCUUACCAAACUCUCAACUGUUGACCAGCACGUUAAGUCAUCUGACAAGUGAUGCAGGGCUCCAGAAGACUCAUUUAUUUGCCAGGGAAGGAAUGAUACUUCAAAAGAAUGUGGAGGAAAUGAACUCAGAGAGUCGCACUUUAGACCAUCACAGAGAGCAAAGAGUGGAUAGAGACUCAAGUCCAAGUCAGAGGAGCCCUUCCCAGAUGGGCCUACUGCUGGAAGAGCUGGAAACAGGGAAUGAAGUAGAAGACAAGGCCACAGCAAUCCAAUGGUCGAAAAUAAGGCAAUUUAUGCUCCAAAGUAACACACCUAAGCCAGACUCUAGAGAAGUACAGAAAGCUGCCACUUCCCAUCUUCUCUUGUCCUACUGGCCUGUGAGUAGCCAAGGAGCCUCUAGGCCAGCUGACUACACAUUGUCUUCUCAAAAGGCUGAGGUAUUUCCAUCCCCAAGCCCUACCCAGUUGGUUCUAUCCUCUUCUUACACUGACUCAUCUCAACUCCAGUCAACAGACCACAUGAACAACCUCAAGGAAAGAAGCCAUGCAACUCAAGAAGGCAGUUGGGCUAUGAACACAAUCAAAGAAAGUGAUGUUACUUUAGACACCCUCAACUUAGAGCCUUCAGAAGGCCAAGAGGUCAGUAGCGCCCAGGGAGAGAUGACUUCUCUCCAAAGACAUCAUGGUAAGCCUGUACAUCAAGAAGUCCCGCCUGACAUAGACACUAAGUCAGAGACACAGGUGGCUCCACAUUCAAGUAUCAUUGACCACCCACGUCAUUUAGCAGAGGGCAUCUCUCUUAGAGCACAGGCAGCCACUGAAUCUAGUAAAGGGAUGAGGUCAGAGGAAGUGGCCUUAGUAAAAGGGGAAGCCAAAGCCUUAGCAAGGCCUUUCCCAAAGGAAAUGUAUCCUUUUUUCUCGUCUAGCCAUACUGCCAACCAGAUGUUCACAGGAGAGGAAUGGAAAUCCCAAGAUCAUCAGCCAGAAGAUCAAGCUUUUCCCAAAACAGACACUAUUCCGCACCCAAGCCUAUUCAAGAGAGGGGAGAAACUAACAGAAGGAACGAGUCAGGAACAAGCUGAGCCCCCUUCCACUUUGGGCCUCAAUUCUUCUGAGAGCCCUCAACAGCCAUUUGCCCUGAAUUUCCUUCCAAGGGAAACAGUCCCGACUUCUGUCCAGUCAGAGACAGAAAAAGACAGCUAUGAUGACAGCAGCCUGGAAAUUCAAGUGGAAGAUUUCGAUAUCUAUGAAGAUAGUAAGAGCCAGGGGCCUCGCAGUUUCCAGAAACGAACUCGCCACUACUUCAUUGCUGCCCAGGAAAAAAUCUGGGACUAUGGGCUCAACAAAUCUCCCCAUUUCCUAGGAGGCCGGGUGCAGAAUGACAGUGUCUGGAAAUAUAAGAAAGUGGUUUUCCAGGAGUUUGCUGAUCGUUCCUUUCUGGAGCCUCUAGAUCGUGGGGAGCUGACUGAACACCUGGGACUCCUGGGGCCAUAUAUCAGAGCAGAAGUUGAAGACUAUAUUGUGGUCACUUUCAAGAACCAGGCUUCUCGGCCUUACUCCUUCUAUUCUAGCCUCAUUUCCUAUGAGGAACAUCAUGGGCAAGAAAGUGACUUUAGAAAGAAAGAGGUGAAACCUGAAGAGACUAAAACCUAUUCUUGGAAGGUGGAACCCCAUAUGGCACCUACUGACAAGGAGUUUGACUGUAAAGCCUGGGCUUAUUUUUCUGAUGUGGACCUGGAAAAAGAUCUACACUCAGGGUUGAUUGGGCCAAUACUGAUCUGUCACCCUAACAAACUGAACCCAUCUCAUGGCAGACAGUUGACUGUUCAGGAAUUUACUCUGUUCUUCACCAUCUUUGAUGAGACCAAGAGCUGGUAUUUCACUGAGAACAUGGAGAGGAACUGCAGGCCUCCAUGCAAGGUCCAGAUGGAUGACCCCGGUUUUCAAAGGAAUAAUCGCUUCCAUGCAAUCAAUGGUUAUGUGAAAGAUACAUUGCCUGGACUGGUGAUGGCUCAGCACCAAAGGAUCCGGUGGUAUCUGCUUAGCAUGGGCAGCAGUGAAAAUAUCUACUCUAUUCACUUCAGUGGCCAAGUGUUCACUGUGCGGACAAAGAAAGAAUAUAAAAUGGCCGUCUACAACCUCUAUCCUGGUGUUUUUGAGACAGUAGAAAUGCAGCCAUCUCAAGUAGGACUGUGGCGGGUUGAGUGCAUGAUUGGAGAGCACCAGCAGGCUGGGAUGAGUGCCAUCUUACUGGUGUACAACAAGCAGUGUCGGAAUGCUCUAGGAAUGGCCUCUGGCCAGAUAGCUGAUUCUCAGAUCACAGCUUCUGGACAAUAUGGUCAGUGGGCCCCAAAGCUGGCCAGACUUAAUUCUGCCGGGUCUAUCAAUGCCUGGAGCACCCAGGAUGCCAAUCCUUGGAUUGAGGUUGACCUGUUGGAGCCAAUGAUUAUCCAUGGUAUCAAGACCCAAGGAGCCCGACAGAAAUUCUCCAGCCUCUACAUCUCUCAGUUUACCAUCAGGCACAGUCUUGAUGGACAAACAUGGAAGGAUUACAGAGGAAACUCUACUGGGACCAUGAUGGUCUUCUUUGGGAAUGUAGAUGCAUCAGGGAUCAAAGAAAAUGUGUUUGACCCUCCCAUCAUCACCCGGUACAUCCGCCUCCAACCCUCCCACUUUAGCGUGCGCAGCACUCUGCGAAUGGAGCUGCUUGGCUGUGAGCUGAACAGCUGUAGCCUACCAUUAGGCAUGGAAAAUCGAAGCAUCUCAGAUGCACAGGUCACAGCUUCAUCACACAAGGUCACCGUGUUUGCCAACUGGGCCCCUUCCCAAGCUCGACUUAACCUUGAGGGCCGAACCAAUGCCUGGAGGCCCCGGGAGAAUGGGCAGAGGGAAUGGCUGCAGGUGGACUUUUGGAAGCUCAUGAAAGUCACCGGAGUAACAACCCAGGGAGUGAAGUCCAUCCUUACCAGCAUGUAUGUGAAAGAGUUCUUGCUUUCCAGCAGCCAAGAUGGCAAACACUGGACCUUUUUUCGUCAGAAUAACAAAGUAAAGAUCUUCAAGGGGAAUCAGGAUCAUUCCAGCCCUGUGGUGAACCCUGUGGAGCCUCCGCUGUUUGCCAGACACCUGAGGAUUCACCCUUGGAGCUGGGCCAACCAUAUUGCUUUGAGGGUGGAGGUUCUAGGUUGUGACACUCAGCAGCUGUACUAAUGGGUUAGGCUUGGGAUGGGCUUUGCUCUGAAUAGCCCCUUCCCAUAACUUUCUCCUAACCCCUUCCCUUUCUAGUCCAUCACCCUGUUCUCUUCCCAACAUCUCAGCCACUCCUGCUAUUAGUAAUGCUGUGAUAGGAUUCAAAUCCUAUGGGUUAGGGAGACUUUCUGUGAUUCCUGACUAUCUCUUGGCCUGCCAUGGAGGUAAGAGAAAGGAAGGUGUCCUCCCUUUCCUAGCUUUAAUCUCUCUCCCUCUACUUUUGUCUCCCUGGGAGUAACAUGGAUCACACCCUGCCUCACCUAGAACAGGGCAGCUUGGUCAGAGGAACACCCCAGAUUGAGUAAAAGAAGCUGGCUCUGGAAUGGAGGGACUCUUUGUGGGGGGUGAAGGUGGAUUAUCUGUGACUAUUUCUAGCAUUCCAUUAAACCACACUGUCUCUGCAAA
Molecule: messenger RNA, 7648 nt
Organism: Trichosurus vulpecula (common brushtail)
Lineage: Eukaryota; Metazoa; Chordata; Mammalia; Diprotodontia; Phalangeridae
Gene: F8
Product: coagulation factor VIII
Exons: 26
Coding region: 203-7204 (2333 amino acids)
Molecular function (GO): copper ion binding; oxidoreductase activity
Source: RefSeq, a predicted model, not a curated record